AAGGAGUGAUGAAAAUCUAGAGAGAGAAAGUUCAUUUUCCCUCCACUUUCUUAUUGAGAAAUGGAGGCUGGUCUACUCUGUCAUUCCAGGCGUUUAAUCUGAUUCGGUCUUCUUUGUUCCUGAAUCUGAUUACUUGAAGAAUCGGUCUCAAUUCUCCGUCUUGAAAUGCAAAUCGCCGAUAUCUUGAUUUCUAACGAAGACGAUGUAAACAUCGGCGGUGGCGGUUCUACCCGCACCUAUUAUGCUCAUCAGCAUCGCUGCGGCAGCAAGAGAUGGAAAAGAAGAAGACGUAUGGUAGCAGUUAUUCAUAAUAACGUGUGUUUGGCUCCGAAGUUUUUAAUAUCACGGCUGAUGUCUUCGGCGAGGAAGCUGAGAGGACGGAGUCAGACGAAGAAUGGAGGUAUGGAAAGAGAAAGAGAAAGUAAGAGAGGAAGAUCAUUAGGAUCGGUCGUGAAAAGAGAAAGGGAGGAUGAUGAUGAUGAUGAUAAUAUGCAGAACUCUUCUGUGAAGGUAUGCGAUGAUAAAGUUUUACCGAUUCACACCGCGGAGAAUGCAAAGGUUGACUGUGAGAAUCUGGAAGAAUCAGGACAGAAUAGGAACAUCACCUAUUUCAAUUUAGCUAUUGGAUUUUGCCUAGUUCAUCUUAUUGUUUCAAGCAAAAAAGAAUUAAGUGAGAGGCCUAAAUUGCGUAAAAAAGUUGAACUGGUUAAUGCCAAGGAGAAAUUCAAGAACGAGCACAGUUCUAUGUUGUACUCGCUAACAGAAUCAAAUGAUAUUAGCCAUUACACGUCUACGACAGAUGCCAAAGAAAAUACAACAAUUGACAAUCUGAUUGGAAAUCCUCUUGCUUUAGAAACAACGGGAUUGUGUGAUCAAUCUCUGGCAAGCACACGAACGACAGAAGGGAAUAGUGUAGGAAGAAUGGAUCAGCUUGAGACAGAAAUGGAAUUUGAAUUAGAGCGUCUCCAACUCUUCCUGGAUAUGGAAGAUGCUUCAGACCACCCAAAUCAGCAAAAAACAGAGAAACUUUUGGAGGAUUCAAGUUGUGAAGGGAGUAGCACAAUGGCAAGCUUCAGAAAAGCGAUUGACAAUCCGAAAACAACAGAUACAUAUUCGGGGGGAGUGAAUCCAACCGAACUUGACAUUAAAUUGCGCGAACUACUGGAAAUUAGACAGGAAGAAAGGAUAAAAGAGUUGGAAACUGCAUUAAAUAAUGCAAGACAGGAUCUUUAUGAGAAAGAACAAGAACUUUGUUGGUGGAAAGACACUGCAAAAUACAAAUAAUUUGGAUUUGUAAGUCGUAAAUCGUAAUUAAUCCACGAUGAAGCUUUUUUUAUAUAAGUUAGUUAUUGCAUUUGAGUGUUGAUAGUAUAUGAUAAAAAGUUAUAUUUGAUAUAA
This is a messenger RNA of Impatiens glandulifera, 1398 nucleotides long. RefSeq names its product protein POLAR LOCALIZATION DURING ASYMMETRIC DIVISION AND REDISTRIBUTION-like. Gene Ontology annotation, biological process: asymmetric cell division. Bases 166 to 1284 code for a protein of 372 amino acids. The transcript is spliced from 3 exons. The record is from RefSeq and is a predicted model, not a curated record. NCBI's taxonomy places the organism in Eukaryota, Viridiplantae, Streptophyta, Magnoliopsida, Ericales, Balsaminaceae.